AUGGCUAUCUCUUGGGUCGGCCCAUCAGUGGCCGGGGUGGCAGUGCUCUGCUCUGCUGUCGUGUUCGUCCUAUAUCAGAGAUACGGGCCAGGGUUGAGAUUCAUCCCGGGACCCUUUGCGGCGUCUUUCACCGAUUUGUGGCGUUUCGUGGCCGUGUACAAUGGCCGAUUCGAACUGACUUCGCAGGCCCUGCACGACAAGUAUGGCGACUUGGUUCGCAUAGGGCCGAAAUGCGUCAGUGUGGCCGAUCCCAGGGAGAUCAGACAGAUCUACGGUAUAUCGAGGCUCUUUCAGAAGUCCGACUAUUACAGAGUGGCGCAGCCUCUUGUCAACGGCAAACCGGUCACCUCGCUCUUCAUGAUCCUCGACGAGGACCAGCAUAAGAUCGCAAAGAGACCGAUCGCGCAUGCGUACGCCAUGACGAGCUUGCUUGAUUACGAACCGUUUGUGGACAGCACGUCGCGGACGCUGGUCGAGCAGCUCACACGGCUGUACGCGGACAAGGGCAAGGUGUGCGAUUUUGGCGAGUGGCUCCAGUGGUACGCGUUCGAUGUCAUUGGCGAGAUGACGUUCAGCAACCGGUUCGGCUUCCUCGAGCAGGGCCGUGACGUGGACGGCAUCAUCAAAGCAUUGAACAAGGCUGGAACGUAUGUGGCAUUGGUCGGGCAGAUGCCCUGGCUCGACUACCUGCUGGCCAAGAAUCGGGUAUGGGGAGGAGUUUUCUCAAAGAACAAGACGGGAAUCUCGAAGUUUGUCUUGCAGUUUUUGAAGCCGCGGAUCGAGGAGGCGGACAAGGCACGACUGCGUCCAGAUGGCAAAAAGACGCCACUGGAGUUCAAGGACCGCACCGACUUCACGGCCAAGUUCAUCUCGGCCUUUGACAAGUAUCAUGGCUCGAUUCCGCAGUCGCAGCUGCUGGGCUGGUCACUGAGCAACAUCAACGCAGGAUCAGACACGAGUGCCAUCGCCUUGCGCGCCAUCUUUCAUUUUCUACUCCUCAACCCCUCCACCAUGGCCAAGCUGAUGGCUGAACUGGACUCGGCCAACUUGUCACCCCUCCCGCAGUGGCGCGAGACAAGCCACCUCCCUUAUCUGGGCGCGGUCAUCAAAGAGGCCCUGCGUCUCCACACGCCCGUCGGGUUCAUCCUGGAACGCAUCGUUCCCAAAGGAGGAGCCACUCUCUGCGGCCACUUCUUCCCCGAAGGCACCAUCGUCGGCUGCAAUCCCGCCGUCAUACACAGGGACAAGCGCGUCUACGGCCGACGGUACUCUGUCGACUCAUACCGACCGGAGCGGUGGCUCGAGGCCGACGACGAGGAAAGGGGCGAGAUGGAGAGGUGUUUUAUGGCCUUUGGGAGUGGCAAGAGGACGUGUAUCGGGAAGAACAUCAGUCUGCUCGAAAUGUACAAGUUGGUACCGCUCCUUUUGAAGCGCUUCAAGUUCCGGCUCACGGAUCCCGACAAGAAGCUGACAAUCUGGAAUACAUUCUUUGUGCAUCAGAAGGGGUUGGAUGUCUAUAUAGAGACUGCUUAG
Fonsecaea pedrosoi CBS 271.37 is the source of this 1533-nucleotide messenger RNA. RefSeq lists its product as uncharacterized. Lineage: Eukaryota; Fungi; Ascomycota; Eurotiomycetes; Chaetothyriales; Herpotrichiellaceae. The transcript has 4 exons. The record is from RefSeq and is a predicted model, not a curated record. The coding region runs from base 1 to 1533 and encodes 510 amino acids. Gene Ontology annotation, molecular function: oxidoreductase activity, acting on paired donors, with incorporation or reduction of molecular oxygen; monooxygenase activity; iron ion binding.